This is a messenger RNA of Corylus avellana, 433 nucleotides long. The record is from RefSeq and is a predicted model, not a curated record. NCBI's taxonomy places the organism in Eukaryota, Viridiplantae, Streptophyta, Magnoliopsida, Fagales, Betulaceae.
UUACUUUUCUAAAAUGCAAAAAUCUCCCCUUCAUAAAACGAGUAUCUGUGGGACGACAUUCUCUAUACCACAGGAAUUCAGUCAUGGCGGUUGGAAAGGAAGGGGUGGAGAUAGUGAAGGCGCGCACGGACAAUAGGGAGUACAGGAGGAUCGUCCUCAAGAACUCCCUCGAGGUCCUCCUCAUCAGCGAUCCCGACACCGACAAGUGUGCUGCUUCCAUGGAUGUGGGCGUGGGCUCUUUUAGCGACCCCAAAGGCCUCGAGGGACUCGCCCAUUUUCUCGGUGAAUUUUGUGUUUUGACUCUUUUGAGAUAUUAUUUUACAGUAGUAGUAUAGUCUAGCGAACAAUUGCAUGCACAUAUCUGGUGGUGCUCUUUUGUUUCAAUUUCAAACUCAAGUUUUAGAGCAAUGCCGCUCUGUCGGUUCGUGCGUUU